GCGGGGGUCGGAGUCAGGGGUCCAGCAAGGAGUAAUUGUGGUGACAGCCAGUGCAAGGGGACAAGGACCCUUGUGAGACACGGAGGAGUUAAACUAUAGGGACAAAGAGAAGGAAGCGAGAGGGACCGGCAGACCCCAAACUGGACUUCAGUAUGGGUGUUAAGAGCAAGGCUGCUGCUGCUAUCGUAGUCCUGCUGCUGUUCCUCGGCUCCCUGUGGAUCCGGGGAGGUUUGGAUUACCACUGGGAUUCUUGUUUGAAAGGAUAUAAUCAGGUGAACACGCUUCACCAGCUGUACAACAGCAGUGAAGCCGAUGGGGCUGAGGGCCCCCAGGUCAUCGAGGGGUGCCCCGGUCAGACCUUCCAGGUGUCCCUCCUGCACUCCCACCUGCUGGCUGCACCGGCCUACACCUCGGACGUGCUAAUGCAGCCAUAUCUGUCCAGCUGGGACGAGCUUGUGAGGUUUAUGGAGGCGCUGGGCCCCAUGGUGGGACUGAUAUCUAAAGAGAUUGAAAGCAAGACUUCCAUAAUCCGUCAACUGGCCCUGUUGUCAGAAGGGAACCCUGAAGCAGAGCUGGGCCCAGAUAUACACUCAAUAAACAGUGUGGGCGGAGAGGCCGGGACAAAGAACGAUAAGGAGGCCUCACAGCACGCCGGCGCCUAUCACUCUGUGCGCUCCAUGAUCUGGGUGGAGCUGAACCGAGGACUGGUGGACUUCGACCACCAGACGGAGUCUGGAUGCAGGACUCUUCUGCGUCUGCAUCGCGCUCUGCUUUGGCUGAAGCUCUUCCUGGAGAAGCUGGCUGAGACGCCGGCGGCCAGCCGGCUGAGGAGCCCCUCGGAGCUGUGCAGGGAGGCCUACCAGAGCACCCUCGCCAACCACCACACCUGGUUCGUCCGCAGGGCCGCCGAGCUGGCCUUCAUUGCCAUGCCAGAGCGCGGUUUCUUCUUCAGGCUGGUGUGUGUGCAGAACCAGGGGGAGCUGAACACGGUGCUGAACAGAGUGGCUCAGGCCAUCGGGGAGGUUUAUGACAGGACGCAGAAAGCCCUUGAGGAAAAUAACAUGCUGGACUUGCCAUAGAAAAGGGGCUAAUCAGACUUGACCAUAUUUGCACUGUCCUCGUGGUUUCCUGGGCAUCACACAUAAACGUCUAGCUAAAAAAACGUGGCGUUAACUUUUCUCAAGGAAACAUGAGUAAACUUUUUUUCUAUGCUAACAUUCACACGUGCCAUAUCCCCCCCCCCCCCCCCCCAACCAAAGUGCUGCAUCAACAAUCAACUGAUGCUGAAAGUCAGUUUGCUUUCGGGCCUGUGGACAUUCUUUAUCACAUUUUAUGAGCUCAUGACUCGGCUUCUCACUUAAGAGGCAUUUUGAAGACAGCUGAUGCAUCCAGGCUGGCUAAACACAGAAUGUGAAUUAUUUGUAAUGGAGUGCAUCAGAUUGUACAGUUUACAUUUUAAAUUCUAUUGAAAAUGUGCUGUUUUAAUUGUAGCUGAUGCUUGGUGACUUAGUAUACUACCUCAAAAACUGGCUUGGUCUAGAUGCCUUGUAGCCUUUAAAUCUGGGACCAAUCUAUCCCAAGUAAAGAGGUAUUACACAAACAAUCAACAUGUGCUGAACAAAGGACUAAAUGGCACUUCAUAGCAUCUGUGGUGCGAGUGUGGAAAAUACAUUUUUCUGUUAUAUAUUGUAAAUUUUUCUAUCAUGUUAAUAAUUAUUAAAUAACAAAAAAAAAAGAAUCCAGAUGCCUAUUUUUUGACUUAGUCUGUGUAAUGCUAUCCACCAUCCAGCAGAGGUUCUCUCUGCUACAGAAUAAUCUUCACUUAUCAUCAUGGUGGAUAAAAUCUGCUCUGUGCGAUACAUUUUGUGGAAAUGUGCUUUUUAAACCCCAAUACAAAUGCUGUUCCCCUCAUUUUAUCUCUUUGUUUGUAAGAAAACUUUAGAUGUCAUGGCUUAAAUAUUAGAAAAAGUCCUGAUCCGAAGAAAAUGUGUCCGAUUAUUCAGGAUUUUUACAUAUAGAAUGUGUGUGUAACAGAGAGAACAGCAUGUGUAAGCAUCAAUCACCGGCGCUACUCUUGAUCGAACUAUUUUAAAGCCACAAAUACCUCUAAUGCCAUGUAAUCCAUGAGUCUCUCCCUUUUCCUGGACUGUGCUCUCUCUUUCUGAGGAGGAGACAGUGAAGAAAGGAGAGAUAAGGAUAUAGCCUGAAGCCUCAGUGUGAACAGGAGACAGGAGCUGGUUGAAGGUCACAGAGCGGAAGUACACUUCGCCUGUAAUCUUGUCAAGCAGUUGGCGGCAGACUAAUGUAAAGCAUUCCCCAAAGGAAAAAGUAAUACUAACUAAAACAGACUUCACACAUUUCUGAGCUCUGGUCGAUCAUUAUUCAUGAUUGUGAACAACCAUUUGUUAUAGUAGAAUCCAGAAACCUCUAACCUGCACUGUGUAGGAGGAUGACAUGUUGCUGGUGGUAUUUCCACUGCGUAUUCACUUCCUCUUGAUACUAUUGUGACAAUAAAGUGCAGAGACUCUCACUAGUUCUAUGAACAUUAC
Anarrhichthys ocellatus (wolf-eel) is the source of this 2549-nucleotide messenger RNA. RefSeq names its product glycolipid transfer protein domain containing 2b (gene gltpd2b). Gene Ontology annotation, biological process: ceramide transport; intermembrane lipid transfer. Bases 153 to 1079 code for a protein of 308 amino acids. The record is from RefSeq and is a predicted model, not a curated record. Lineage: Eukaryota; Metazoa; Chordata; Actinopteri; Perciformes; Anarhichadidae. Gene Ontology annotation, molecular function: ceramide 1-phosphate binding; ceramide 1-phosphate transfer activity. The transcript has 4 exons. Gene Ontology annotation, cellular component: cytosol; cytoplasm; membrane.